Molecule: messenger RNA, 1077 nt
Organism: Danaus chrysippus (African queen)
Lineage: Eukaryota; Metazoa; Arthropoda; Insecta; Lepidoptera; Nymphalidae
Source: the annotation of a GenBank genome assembly
AUGACGAUUUUGGCUAGUGACAACGAAUUACCCGUCUCUGAUACUGAAAAGUCGUUAAGAUAUCUUCCGUUAUACGAAGUGAAGAGGUACGACAGGCCUAUUGGAGGUGGUCUUCCUCCUUUAACAUCUGUUCCCGUCGCUGGUGAGAGAUGCUCCGCUCGCCUCGAGUCUGCUUUGGAUCAGUUGAAACGACGAAAACGAAAUCAACCAAAGAGUUUGGAUAUGCCAAUGAGCCAAAGUAUUGAUCUCAACGGUUACAGCCUGUACCAAGCUAUGAGAAGCGCGCCAGUUGAUAUGUAUGUAACAAGAAUGCGUGUGCGGCUUCCGCAGAACAGCAAUUGGGUAAGAGUCGAGAAGUGUUACUUCGAUCCAAGGAACGUAUCUUUAGACACCAUGCUUCUAUUCCACGAUCUGACAAUUAGCGGAAAUGUCGAUUUAUAUGAGGUCAAUGAACUUGACAGAACUAUACCACCUAGUCGGAGAUUAAGAAGAAACCACGCUGAUGUACAAUAUGAUAACCCCUAUGCCAAAGCAAGAGGAUCAAAUGGAUGUAACAUGAUACUGAGAUUAAGAAAAGCUGGAAUCGGUUUCCACACGCGGCCUCUCAACCAACAGCCAGGAAAGUUCAACGUGAAAACUGAUUCAGAAUUCGUUGAACCUGGUUUCAUUAGCGUGUAUGCUUACGGUUGUGAGAAAUAUAUUAACAAAAAUGGUGUGAGAAAUAAAGACAAUCUGCCAUUGAGACGAAGGAAAAGAUCUGAUGAAUUCACCUUCGAACCGGGCUUAGAAACAUCUUCAGAAGACGACAAAAUGGAUGCGAGAUCAUCUGAUAAUUGGGAUAUUGUUUACGAACCGAGCAAUAAUAGACUCAAUUACGAAAGGAGCAAGUUAUUCCGACCAGAGGACAAUUUAGAUGAAGUUGAAGAUAUUUCACGUGAAAUGGAAGAUAUUUUUACGAAGGGUAUCCGUACAUUACUGACGACGUACAUGAAGAAAGAACUACAACCAGCUAUUAAAGACACUUUAAUGAGAAACAUGGGUUAUGUUAUAUCAUAUGGCAGUAAUAAGGUUGCAUAG